Molecule: messenger RNA, 2630 nt
Organism: Spirodela intermedia
Lineage: Eukaryota; Viridiplantae; Streptophyta; Magnoliopsida; Alismatales; Araceae
Source: the annotation of a GenBank genome assembly
AUGUGGAAGCAAUUUGUUCGCAAGCUCCAGAAGAAGUCUUCGAAAUCAGAUGCCAUUUCAGAUCCCUCGUGCAGCAGUCGCAGCAAAGAUUCUGGCGCGUCAGGCGACUCGAUCCAAAAGACGAGUGGAUCAAAUGCCGCCUCUAACAGAUCUGCAACUGCAGCUGUUAAACGAAUGUCCUCGGCCGUCUUCCCAGCUAGUGUUGUAGCAGGAAUAGAACCCCUUCUUUCUUUCAAAGACGUUCCAAACCAGGAGAAGCAGAAUCUUUUCAUCGGCAAGCUGAACCUGUGCUGUGUAGUCUUCGAUUUCAAUGACCCGAGCAAGAACCCUGUCGAGAAAGACUUGAAGCAUCAGGUAUUGGUAGAUCUUGUCGAGUACGUUUCUGCUGGGACCGCCAAGUUUUCCGAACAGGCAAUCGCUGCGAGCUGCAAGAUGUUUGCGAUUAACUUGUUUAGGGUGUUCCCUCCAAACAAUAGGUCAUCCUCUUCAGGUGGUGAGAAUGAGGAUGACGAACCGAGUUUCGACCCAGCUUGGCCGCACUUGCAACUUGUAUAUGAUUUGCUUCUCAAAUUCAUUGCCUCUUCUUCUGUUGACGCAAAGAUAGUGAAGAAGUAUGUGGACCACUCGUUCAUCUUGAGAUUGCUUGAUCUCUUUGAUUCUGAGGACCCAAGAGAGAGAGACUGCCUGAAGACAAUUCUACAUAGGAUUUAUGGGAAGUUCAUGGUCCAUCGGCCCUUCAUUCGAAAGGCUGUGAGUAAUAUAUUCUGUCGGUUUGUCUUUGAAUCGGAGAGGCACAAUGGAAUUGCUGAAAUGCUGGAGGUUUUUGGGAGUGUCAUCAGUGGGUUUGCCUUGCCUCUGAAAGAGGAACACAAGAUGUUCUUGUGGAGAGUGUUGAUUCCCCUCCAUAAGCCAAAGGCAGUCGGCGUUUAUAUGCAGCAGCUAACUUACUGUGUGACGCAGUUUAUAGAGAAGGACCCGAAGCUGGCAAGCACAGUAAUCAGGGGCCUGCUGAAGUACUGGCCCGUGACCAGUAGUCAAAAGGAAGUGAUGUUUCUCAGCGAAGUGGAGGAGAUCUUGGAGUCAACAAGCAUGGUCGAGUUCCAGAAAAUUAUGGUCCCACUGUUCCAGCGCAUUGGCUCCUGCCUCAGCAGCUCCCAUUUUCAGGUAUCGGUAAUCUGGCUUUGUACUAUUCUGUUUUUAUGGGGUCUUCUCCUACAGUAUUCUCGUUGAAGAAGCUCUCCUUUCUUGUUUUAUUGCCAUCUAGCAUCACACUCGCUCAUGUUAAUUCCUUUUUAUUGUGAUGAUUAUCUAUCAGGCAUUGCUGUGAUUUCCUCGUUUUUUUUGGUGGGCAGGAAGGAGGGGAUCUCGCCCCUUGUAGUUCCUCUUUUUUUUUUUUGUGGUAUUUUUUAGGGAAAAAAAGAAAGAAAGACUCCAGUCAUCAUGGUUUAUCGUACUUUAACCGUAGUCAUCACGCAAUGUCUCUACAUGGUGUAUAGUGAGUAUAAUUGAUGGCGCAUUAACAUAGAAAACAACCACCAAUGAUCACGAUUCUCCAUUAAUGGCAUAUAACUGUUUUUUCUUACCCAAAAUGGCCAUUAAUGGAUAUUAAUGUUGAAUUAGGGGUGCUACUGCUCGAAUCUUGGGGUUAUGAAGAUUGCCCUGUUGUUCUCCCCAAGAGCGGACCAAGACUAGAUUAAACCCUGAAAAUUGGCUCAGAUUUUUAAUGUCCCAAUUUUGGCCCAGAAAUUAAUGGAGCUUAUGACAGAGGGAGCUUCAGACCGCUUUUAUAUAAACAGUUCAUAAGAGUCACGUCUUUAUCUCCUUAAAACGCCUGUACGUAUAUUGUUGACAUGAGGCUCCCAUCAGUUUCAUGAAUCAUCAAUAAUGCAUAUUUCAUCAGUGCAUGAUCGUCAUAGUUGUCGUUGGGCCCUAGCUUCCGUCAUUGUUGGAGAUUUCUUCCAAGGUGUAAACAUUUAUGAGCCCAUCAACAUUCCAUGAUGAUUGCACGCAAAACAUUGGGCUUAGCUGGGAAUUCUAUCCUCAUAGCCCGAAUUCCUUGCCCAGUAGUUGGUGGAUCAUCUCCGUCGAAAAAAUGUGGUGGAUUCCCAAGACUCGUUCUUGAUUAUUUUCUAUUCACCGUGGGAAUUUACGUCAAGAAGGGGAAGUUAAUUUGUUCGCUUGGAUUGCAGAAGAUCAACUGGGUUGCCAGAGGGCGUAUGCCUUUGAUGUUUUCUUUAUCCUCCUCUCUUCCAUCUCCGUUGAUCGUCGACUGGUUAAUCUUUCAGGUUGCCGAGAGAGCCCUCUUUCUGUGGAACAACGACCGCAUCGUCAGCCUGAUAGCUCCGAAUAGACAAGUCAUCCUUCCCUGCAUCUUCCCUUACCUCGAGAAGAACACCCAAACCCACUGGAAUCAGGCGGUGCUCAACGUGACCCUGAACGUGAGGAAGAUGCUCUCGGAGAUGGACGAGGAGCUGUUCGUAGCCUGCCAGACCAAGUUCGAGGAAGAAGAGCAGCGCCGGGCCGCCGCCGGGGAGAUGCGUAGGAUCACCUGGGAACGCCUCGAGACCGCCGUCGCCGCCAUGAAGCCCGUCUCCGGGUACAUCCCGGUCCUCGUGAGUAAUCUCAGAUAG